AUCCGGGUAUUCCUCCCGUUGCAGCUGUCCAUCAUUCCAAAAGGGGCGUGUCCGGGAGCGAGGAAGAGGUCUCUGAGAGCGAUCAGCCCGAUGUCCUCGCGCUGCCUCUCUUUCGGAUGAUCUGUGGCGCCGUUGUUGGAAGUAUUCCUCCGGAUAAUCCUCACGAUCAAAACGAUGGAAAUCCUCCCUUCUGCGUCGUUCUGCAGACGCCGCUCGGCGUUGUUGGCGGCGCUUCCGCAUCGAUCGGACUGGGAUCCACCCCCCGUCAUCAUAUUCGGCCAUUUUCGAGCAGAUGCAGGAAUAUUGUCGCUGGAUUGCAACGCGGUGGCAGAGGGCUUCGGUGCUGGACAGAGAGGAAGGAGGGAAUGUCCACUGUUACCUCCCCUUUGUAUCAUGCUAUGGAGGUAUAUUGGUAUGUAUGUAUUGUGUCAUCCCAUCCUAAGGUGAGUAUACUUUGUGUGUUGUGUGUUAUGAAUAUUAGGGAUGUAUGUAGGUGUAUAUGGAUAUGAAUAUAUAGUAAUAUAAUAAUAUAACACCAUCAUGAUUCCAGGUAAGUAUAAUAAAUUGUUUAUAUUGUGAUGAUUAUAGGUGUGUAUAUUUAUAUAUGUAUGUGUGUUUGUAGAUAUCGUCACAUCCUGCAAGGUAAGUAUAGCGGACAAUUUUUAUUAUUAUGGAUAUAUGUGUAUAUAAUAUAAUAAAUAUAUAUGUGUUUGUGUAUAUCCCACCAUCAUACGGUGAGUAAUUGGUUAUGUGGUAUAUUAUGAAUGUAUACAUGGGCAUAGCUGUGUAAAGACACACACACAUAUGUUCAACUGUGUGUAUAUAGCCACGUAUGUAUAUAUACCAAUCUAUACACGCACAUAUAGACAUACGUAUGUACAUAUAUGGAUAUAUAUAUAUACAUAUGAAUGUGUACCCUUUCUUGUGGUGAGUAGGGUUAAUGAACUAUGUGUUGUAUUCCGUGGUAGGUCGAGGGGGUCUCGUGAGAGAGAGAGAGAGCGAGAGCCAGGCCCCCCGGAAAUCUGGUGCCCAGGUUGGUGAUCCAGAUAAGUUCCGCCCUACGGCGUUGGGCGAGACUCCAUCUUGGAUUCAUCUGGAGGACAGUUGCCCGGACGGCGGGCCAUCCGUGUCGGACAAAGUGCCGGACCAGACUAUAAAGGGCCUCAACCUCUUCGUGUGUCAGAUUGGCGGCGACCGCAGGUGCGCAGCCCGAACCCGACAGUGUGAGACCAUCAGACCGGACCAUCUCCUGGAACUCCGGAGGCAGAAGUCCGGGUGAGGGCUCCCAGGUCGAGCGGGCUGUGAAUGGUGUGGGUU
This is a messenger RNA of Nerophis ophidion (straightnose pipefish), 1317 nucleotides long. RefSeq lists its product as uncharacterized. The coding region runs from base 941 to 1279 and encodes 112 amino acids. The transcript is spliced from 4 exons. Lineage: Eukaryota; Metazoa; Chordata; Actinopteri; Syngnathiformes; Syngnathidae. The record is from RefSeq and is a predicted model, not a curated record.